Molecule: messenger RNA, 637 nt
Organism: Musa acuminata subsp. malaccensis (wild Malaysian banana)
Lineage: Eukaryota; Viridiplantae; Streptophyta; Magnoliopsida; Zingiberales; Musaceae
Product: small ribosomal subunit protein eS25
Cellular component (GO): cytosolic small ribosomal subunit
Molecular function (GO): structural constituent of ribosome
Source: RefSeq, a predicted model, not a curated record
AACCCUAAGCCGCGGAACCCUCUCCUUUUAAAGCCAACGACAAAGAACAGCAUUCUCUCUCCUCAUCAACUUGCGCCGCGACGUUCUUUCUUCUCCGCGUUUGGAUCCAGGGAGAUGGCGCCCAAGAAGGACAAGGGUCCGGCCCCGUCCUCGAAGCCGGCCAAAUCUGGUGGAGGCAAGCAGAAGAAGAAGAAGUGGAGCAAGGGGAAGCAGAAGGAGAAGGUAAACAACGCGGUCCUCUUUGACCAGGCGAACUACGAUAAGAUGCUGUCUGAAGUUCCCAAGUACAAGCAGAUUACCCCGUCCGUGCUGUCCGAGCGAUUGCGGAUUAAUGGAUCACUAGCAAGGAGGGCCAUAAAGGAUCUUAUGGCAAGGGGUGCUAUUCGGAUGGUGUCUGCUCAUGCAAGCCAACAAAUCUACACUAGAGCCACCAAUACUUGAGAGCAGCUGUCUCCCUUGUUUCUCUAGCAAUUGGUACUUAUUUUCCACUUGGGUUAUCGGAUGUUUUCUCGGUAGUAUUAACUAUGUAUGGCAUUUAGUUUUUAUUGCUUUAUCAAGAACAAAUCUCUUCUUUCAGAGUUGAACCUCAUGUUCCCUAUCGAGUUUGCUAGAUAAUAUGUUUUGCCAUUACAAGAAA